Molecule: messenger RNA, 3196 nt
Organism: Onychostoma macrolepis
Lineage: Eukaryota; Metazoa; Chordata; Actinopteri; Cypriniformes; Cyprinidae
Product: myelin-associated glycoprotein-like
Exons: 10
Coding region: 201-2255 (684 amino acids)
Source: RefSeq, a predicted model, not a curated record
UUGCAUAGAUUUCUCAGUUAGGCUAUUGUUACUGAGUUCUGACUAAUGGGGAAGUGGAAAAAAGGGAAAAAACUAUUAACAUUUUUUUUUUAACAAGUUUUCACACACAGUUCUCCCUCCAUUCAGUGUAGAAGCAUCAGCUUGAGCUCUGAGAGGAUUUCCGUCAUCUUCAACUCUCUUCUCUGGUGGAGUGCAUGUAAAUGAUGGAAACACUGGUGACGUUCCUCUUUACUGGAUCUCUGAUACAAGGUGGUUUUUGUGGCUUCAGUAUCAAUCUGCCAAAGAGAGUAGAAGCUCUAGAAGGAUCCUGUGUUUUCAUACCCUGCGCAUUUGGUAUUGACGAAAUAAAAUAUAAAAAUGACCUUACUGAUAGUGCAAAGAGAAUGUGGUUUAAAGGCAAUAUCCUCCAGUUUGCCUCCAGCUGCCCCAACACUGGACUGUUAAAAGGAGAAAUAUUUGGCACUGCUACACAGAAAAACUGCAGCACACGCUUCGAUAAUGUCAAUCAGAGUCAUGAUGGGUCAUAUUACUUCAGACUUGAAGACUUAAAAUUGAAAUAUAGCUACAAAGACCCUCCACACACCCAAGUUGAAAUUGCCGUCUUAGGAUCUCCACCCAAACCCACAGUGAGAGUCUUUAAGGAUCAGCAGGAGGUGAUGGAGACGGAGGAGGUGAUGGAGGGAAGUUCAGUGAGUCUGCGCUGCUCUACUAAGAUCUUCUGUCCGUCUCAUCCACCAUCUCUCACAUGGAGCUCAUCUCUCAAUGAGAACGUCACAGGACGGCAGUAUCAGAACCAAACUGAGCUCAUCUCUGAUCUGAACUUCACUGUUUCUCACCGUCAUCACGGAGUCACUUUCAACUGCUCUUCAACACGCCAGCUACAGAAGAAGAACACAACACAAGAGUCCCGUGUGCUACGAGUUCAGUAUGCUCCUAAAAACACAUCAGUGAGGAUAAACCCAGCUGGUUUAGUUCUGGAGGGUCGUUCAGUGACUCUGAGCUGCAGCAGUGAUGCAAACCCAGCAGUGAACUACACCUGGUACAGAGACACUGAAGAACUCCUGAAACCAGUUCAGACCGGAGCAAACCUGACCAUCAACAACACUGACCCGACACACAGUGGACGAUACUACUGUAGAGCUGAGAACAAACACGGCACUCAGAACACAUCAGUGCUGCUGGACGUCCAGUAUGCCCCAAAAAACACAUCGUUGUCAGCGUUUCCCUCCAGCUCAGUGAUGGAGGGCAAACCAGUGACUCUGAACUGCAGGACUGAUGCAAACCCAGCAGAGCUCAACUACACCUGGUACAGAGAGACUGGAUCUCAAUUUGAGCUCCUCCAGACUGGAUAUAAUCACACCUACAUCGUGACAAACCCUACACACGGCGCAUGGUAUGGCUGUAAUGCUCAAAACCAGCAUGGCCAACACAAUGCAAAAUUUCAACUGGAUGUUCAGUCUGCACCCAAAAUCUCCAGCUCUUGUAGCCGAAACAGUGUAAUCGCGUGUGUCUGUGAGGCUCAUGGGAAUCCCUGCCCUACACUAGAGUGGCGUCUGUCUGGACAUGUGCUCGCUAACUCUACAGAAACCUCCAUCAGUGAGGAGACGCUAGGAAGCACAGGAGUGAAGAGCGUCCUGACCACCCGUCAGUCCCUCACAGACACGGACGUCCUGCAGUGUUUCAGCUCAAACACUUACGGCAGAGCGAGUCAACAGUUUCAAGCCACCCCAACGCCACAAGAGACAAGUUUCCAACUUCUGUCGGUGCUGCUCGGAGCUGCUGUCGGCGCGUCAGUGAUGAUGAUCGUGUGCAUCGUGAUGCUCUGCUGUGAACGAAGAAGGAAAGAAAAACCUUCAGAAACCAGACAAGACGACACAUCUGGACUCAUUCUGACUCAAACAGCCGUUGCUCUGGAUAAUGACGGCCAGUUUGUUUACGGCAAUAAAGGCAUGCUGUCAUCCACCGCACCGAGUUCACCAGAAUCUCUUCAUUAUUCCUCCAUCGACUUCACAAACACUGAACCACCGUCAGGAGAGAUCACGGGCAUCGCCUCGCUGACCAGUGAAUACGCUACGGUCCGACACCGUCCUGCAGGAGCCACAGACACAGAGAACAACACCUCAACAUCUGAGACAGAGCCCAAAAAACAAGACAUGACAGCAGAGAUCACAGACACCUCAUCACCGGCAUCAGAAGACGUGAUUUAUGAAAACACGAGCCAUCGCUACAGACAGAAGGAACUGUUAAUUUACUAGGGAAUGAGUAUGAUUCAGGAAAAGCGCCAAAGCCACAAGAAAGUAAGCCUGCAACCAGAGAUUAUCAUACUAUAGACCAGGGGUGUCAAACUCAUUUUGGUCUGGGGGCCGCAUACAGCUUAAUCGGAUCUCAAGGGGGCCAGACCAGUAAACUCAUAGCAAAAUUACAUAGAACUAACAAUAAGUCCACUUUUUUUCUUUGUAUUAGUGCAAAGAAGAAGUAAAUUAUAAAAAUCUUUAUAUUAAAUGAAUUGUCCUUUUACAAAAUAUAUUAUGAACAACCUAGUAUGUGCAAUUUCAACAACACUAUUACUCAGUUUCACAUUUAUUUAAGUGCAUUAUGCAUAACAACUGAUCACAGUUAUUGUACAAUGUCGCAAAACAUUUAGUCACAGUUUUGUUGAACUUAAAAACACUCUCCUGCAUGUUAACAAAAAAAAAAAAUCAAUUUUCCAAUUCUGGGAAUUAAUUCUGAACACAUGAAUUGACACACUUAAAAUCUUAAGUGGCAGCUGUUUUAAAAUCUUAAGUGGCAGCUGUUUUAAAAAGAAAAUCUUUGUAAAAUUAGCAAAUUUAUACAUAUUACAUAAGUAUGUAUGUUUUUUUUAAAACAGAGUUUUUUUUUUUAAAGUAAACAAAUUUACUUUAUCAAUUUGCCCCUGAAACUUGGCAUCUUUUAGCCUGCACAAGUGCAUCAAAAUCAGGCAUCAUGUCCUGAGUAGCAGCCAAUUUUAGAAUCUCAUUUAAGUGCUUAUGUGUGAGCUUUGAUCGCAGCUUAGUUUUAUUAAUAUUCAGUACGGCUUUGAUGCUAAUGCGAUUUCGCUAGCAAUUAGGUAGCUGGCUUUCACUGCAGCAUCACUGGCCUCUCGGCUCCGGGUGAAAACAGAUUGCUGUUUCCUCAGACCCACCAACAUUUCAUUUACCUUCUGUCUUCUCAGUUC